This is a messenger RNA of Carya illinoinensis, 5776 nucleotides long. RefSeq names its product pentatricopeptide repeat-containing protein At1g09900-like. The transcript has a single exon. The record is from RefSeq and is a predicted model, not a curated record. Lineage: Eukaryota; Viridiplantae; Streptophyta; Magnoliopsida; Fagales; Juglandaceae. The coding region runs from base 2289 to 4955 and encodes 888 amino acids. Gene Ontology annotation, molecular function: protein binding.
UAAGCUUAAAAAAGGUUUUUUCUUUUUGUUUUUUUUUUUUUUCAAAUUAUUUUUUAAUACUUUUAAAUAUUUUUAAAAAAAUAAAAAAUUUAUAUUAAUAUUAAAAAAAAUUUUCUUAAUCAUUAAAAAAAAUAAAAAAUAAAAAAAUAAAAAUUGGCCAUUGGUGGCCCCCAGCGGGAGCCACCAGCGGUGGCCUUAGUAUUAUUCUUGUUGUCAUUGUUAAAGUAGAAAUAUUUUUUGCAGUCGGCAGAUACAGUCAGUUGUAAAAAAAUGAAUUAAUAUGGGACUUAUAUGAAAAAAAAAUUAUUUUUAUAACUUUUUUUUAUUCACAUAAGUCCUUCUGAAUAUAAAAAAAAAAUUAUAAUUUUUUUUAUUCAUUCUGUAUAGUCGACUGUACGUCGAUUACAUUUACCAACUGUACGUAGCAAAGCUCUUGUUAAAGAUCAUUGAGACGUCACAAAAAGGUGUAAAAAGUUAUUUUUUUUACAAAAAGUAUUUGUGGUAAUAAGUGGCGUGUGCAGUCAUGCUCAUGGCAGCUGAUUUUCUCCAAAAUUUAGGUGGGAGUGGUAGAUGGCAUCGCUGUAGCAAGUAGCGAGCACUUGUGGGUGUAUGUAUUAUGAUCAUCAAAUUCAAGCAAAUCUAAAAAAAAAAAAAAAAAAAGGAACAGUUAGUAAUGUUUCAUGACUCUGAUAAGACGUAAAUCUUAAAAAAAAAGAGGAGAAAACUUCCGCAAAAGAUGGAUAAAUCAAAAGAUAUAUAACUGAACAGAAACGCUUUGGGCCGGUGCCUCCUGUAACAAGCUAUUAUCGGAGAUGAAUAAGAAGUUGACAUGUAAGGGUUAUAUAAGAAACCGUAUUCGAUGCAUAGCACAGGGGAUCAACUCUGCUAUCUCAUCCAUCGAAAAAGAAAAAAAGAAAAAGAACUCUGCUGUCUCUCUCUCUUCCCGCUCGAACUCAGUACUCUCCAAACUCAAUCUCUCCUUCCUCCCCAACCCAUCUCAGACGCAAGGCAACUACCCAUCGAAUGCUCAGCCCCCAAGCGACGUAACCACCAAAAUCAUAGCCCGACGUUAUUCUCCGCUACCUCCUUCACGUUCAAGCCGCUCAACACUCCAUUAUCAAGCAGCAGCUCUUGUUGGUUACGACCACAACGAAUGGUAGCAGCUGAGUUUUUCUGUCCGUAGCCCAGCCAUACACCUUGUCUUUCAGCUUCACAUAAACUCCCUUGGCAGUCGCCCUGCCUCACACGGAAACCAUCAAGCAUGAACCACCCGUUCGCUGCAAAACAGCGAGCAGAUCACCAUUACCCAGCCACCACUUGCGGGAGGUUUUACACCUCUGUUUUAAUGAUAAGAAACAGAGCAGCUUGUUCUCCUAGUUUCGGAUCAUGUAGCCGCCACCAGCAACUGCAGUGAGAUUCAACGAUGCCGUCUAGCCACCGCGUCUACCUUGCUUCUUCCUGCAGCAAAUGUGGAGUCAGACUCCUUUUCGUGCUUUGGGCUUUUAUUGUUUGCAGAUAUUGGUAGUCAUGUACUUCUAUAAAUUUCUUGGGCAGGUAGUGACGACGUGGAGGAAUCUGGCACCGUGGGUGGCUGAGUUGUGGCUCAACGUGGAGGGAUGUGGAUAGAGAAAGGAUCUAAAUGAUGGACGGGGAAUGAAAUAAUGAAGAGAAAAUCAAAAAACAAAAGAGAUUCAAAUUGCCGAGACGGGAGAUGGCGGAGAUUUUGGUGGAAUGAUUUUUGGAAUGUGCAAAAAGGGAAAAUGAAAACCGUCGGUAAGAUAAAAUGCAUAAGGGAAGAAGAAGCUCACCUCAAACCACGUCGUCGGGUAUGGCUGCGAAAAUCGGUAAGAAAUAAAAAGAUUGGGAAAGUUUCUCGAGGCUGGGGGAAGCUGGAGGGAAAAGAAAGAGAAGAGAGAAAAGAAAAGAAUCCAAUGAGUGUUUCCUUGCAGCACCGCACAUUAGAUGUGAAUGGUUCUCCUACGUGGCUGUCAUCUAUUGGCUUCCAUUGAAAUAGGAUUAUAGGAGCCAACUGUUAGAAGUUAUUCUCAUAUCUGAAUUUUUCUAUUAAACCCCUUCCAUAACAAGGCAAGCCCACAUACUUCGCAAUGCCAUAACGUUGCUGAGUAGGCCCAUUGCGUCACAACAUUUUCAAAAGAAAAGGUCCGUUUUUGCAAAACUAGACCCCAAAUUCCCAAACACACCCCCCGAAGAAAUAAGACCAAAAAAAACAAAACCAUUCUCCCGGUGCCAAAAAAACCUCCUCCGACCACGAUCCGCGGCAGCCUCGGAUGUCUGCUAAUGUGCGCUGCGUGGUGCGCAACACUCUCAAGGUACAUUCUUCCUUUCGAACCCUUGCUGUUUUCAAUCUUACUCUUCUCCCCAAAACCCAAACCCUUAAACCCUCACAAUCUGCCUCCUUUAACUCUUCAUCUUCGACUUCUAGUUAUCAAAGUUUUGAUUUUUUGGAACAAUUUUUGCCUCGUACCGCUUCAAAUUCGAGUGAUUUUGGUUCCAUUAAUUCAAAUGAGCGGCGAAGAAUAGCUGUAGGGUUAUCCAAGAUCAUCAAAGAGCGACAAGGCUUUGUAUUGAGGGGAUUUUCGCAGAAUUUUUGCCCUUUUUUCUUAGUUAAGAUAAUGAAACUGUUUGGAAACAGAGAAACCGCGUUUGCCUUCUUUAAAUGCGCGUUUCGGGAUUGUUCCGAGGGGAUUGUCCGGUUGUGUUGUGUUGCUGCGCAUAUUUUAGCAGCGGAGGACCUUCGGUUUCUCGCACAAGACAUGGUCUCGUGGAUAAUUAAGAGAAUUGGGGCUGGAAGGAGUGAGGAAUUGGUGGAAUUUAUGUGGAAAGGUCACCAUGAAUAUGAGUCCGAUUACUCAAUUCUAGACACGUUGAUGAGGUGCUUUGUGAAUGUGGAAAUGGAUAAGGAGGCAUUGGGGGUUUUGGAUAGGAUGAGGAAGGGAGGAUUGAGGCCGAGUUUAUCGGCCCUUUCAAUUCUAUUCACGUUGUUGCUUAGAGUUGGUGAUUAUGGUAGCGUGUGGAAGAUGUUUAGGGAUAUGGUUUGUAAAGGGCCUCGCCCUUCUACUUAUACUUUUAACGUUCUGAUUCUGGGCUUUUGCAGAAAAGGUAUGGUUAGAACUGGAGAGAGUUUGUUACAUGUGAUGGGGAAAUUUCGGUGCGAACCCGAUGAUUUUACAUAUAACAUUAUGAUCAAUGCAUACUGCAUAAGGGGAUGGACAUCAGAUGCACUUAGUUGGGUGCAUUUGAUGUCCACAAGGGGUUGUAAGCCGAGUGUUGUAACAUUUAAUAUGGUGAUAAAUACCUUGUGUCAGGAGGGAAAUGUGGUGCAAGCAAGGCAGCUCUUUGAUGGAAUUCAAGAUAUGGGUGUCUCUCUGACUACCACCAUAUAUAACACUUUACUGGAUGGGUAUGUUAAGGCAAGGGACAUGGAUCAGGCAAGCAUGCUUUAUGAAGAAAUGAGGAAGAGGGGCAUAUCUCCUAAUGGGAUAACCUUUAAUAUUUUGGUUGCAGGGCAUCUCAAGUAUGGAAGACAAGAGGAUGGUGACAGGUUGUUAGCGGAUAUAUCUGUUCCGGGAUUGUUCCAGGACUGUUCACUCUAUGAUAUUUCAGUUGCAGGGCUGUGUUGGGCAGGUCGGUUGGACGAGGGCACAGAGUUCUUAGAGGAUAUGCUUGAGAAAGGAAUAACUCCAAGCGUGAUUGCUUUUAACUCAAUUAUAGCAGCUUAUAGCAGAGCUGGGUUGGGAGCAAAGGCCCAUGAGACGUAUGAAACUAUGGUUAGAUACAAUUUAACUCCUUCAUCUUCCACAUGCAGUUCUUUGCUACUGGGUUUGUCCCGGAACGGGAGCCUGCAAGAAGCCAGAGAGCUCUUGUAUAAGAUGAUAGAGAAGGGUUUUCCCAUCAAUAAAGUGGCCUACACAGUGCUUUUGGAUGCAUAUUGCAAGAUAGGAGAUCUGGAAGGAGCUCAAAGUUUGUGGAAUGAGAUGGUAGAAAGAGGGGUAUCUCCUGAUGCUGUUGCCUUUUCAGCUUUUAUAGAUGGACUUUCUAAAGCAGGUCUGGUGGAGAAGGCAUAUGAUGUGUUCUUAGAAAUGUUAAGGAAAGGAUUUGUGCCAAAUAAUUUUGCAUAUAAUUCUUUGAUUGGUGGGUUUGUGAACCAAGGGAGGCUGAAUGAAGCAUUAAAAUUGGAGAGGGAGAUGAGGCAAAAGGGACUUCUUCCAGAUAUAUUUACCUCCAAUAUGAUCAUUAAUGGGCUUUGUAAACAGGGUAGAAUGAAGUCAGCAAUCAAUGCCUUCAUGGACAUGCAGCGGACCGGGUUGUACCCGGAUAUUGUCACGUUCAACACUUUGAUUGGUGGUUUUUGUAAAGCAUUUGAUAUGGUUAAUGCAGAUGAGUUUGUGGAUAAAAUGUAUGCCAGUGGCUGGGACCCAGAUAUCACAACGUAUAAUAUUCGCAUUCAUGGUUUCUGCAGCAGUCGAAAAAUGAAUCGAGCGGUAAUGAUGUUGGAUGAGCUUGUUACAGCAGGUAUUGUUCCAGAUACAGUAACAUACAACACCAUGAUUAAUGGCAUUUGUAGUGAUAUACUGGAUCGUGCCUUGAUUUUAACUGCAAAACUUCUUAAGAUGGCUUUUGUUCCGAAUGUAGUUACAACCAAUGUGUUGUUGUCUCACUUUUGCAAGCAGGGGAUGCCUGAGAGGACCUUAAUGUGGUGUCAGAAGUUGAGUGAGAUCUCAUUUGAUUUUGAUGAAAUUACCUUUAGAAUAAUGGACAGGGCCUACAGUAAUAUACAAGAAGAUGAAGAGCUUUCCAGAGAAACAUCUGCAAAGAACCUCUUUCUGGAUUUCCUCAUGUACAUUACAUAUGAUUAUUUUUAUAGAAACAGACCUCACAGAGAUACAAAUCAGAAUUCUCUUAAACUAAUUAGAAAUGGUUUUGAUGGAGCAUGAAAGUUGACUUAGAUAGCAGUACCCUUGUUGUGACUGGAAUCUUCUGUAAUCAUGAUGAGUGUGGCGCAAGCUACUCUCAAGGUAUGAGGGCAUUUUUUGAAUUGAAUGGUGGUGAUAAGUUGGAAGCAGCAUCAAUUAGGGGAAGUCAUUGGCUUGAGCUGGUUCCCAUCGAGACUGAGUUGGACUUGACUAAAAUUGAUUCGACUACGGGCAGAAAGGAAAUGAAAAGAAUGAUUUAGUAAAGACAAUGAAAAGAGAUGGUUCAUGUCAAGCUGAAAUAAGGGCAAUUUUCUUUUUUAUUGCUGCUAAGGCAAGUAUGCAAUGGUGGUCAUUGGAGCACCCUGGGGCAAAAUUUUUACCACCUUUAAAGUUGUUUGCUCAACUCAAUAUUUUAGCCUUGCAGAGUAUGUCCGUGAAAUGAAUUCAUCUGAUCAAAGAAAAUAUUGAGGAUGCCUCUUGUUCAGCUGAGUUGUGUUGGUGUGGAAGCUUUAGCCGGUGGUUUUUUCCAUUAUGCCUGUCUGUAUAUUUUUUCUGUUUGCAACGAGAAGCAGAAAUCUAUACACAUCUGAAUUUCUUAUGGCCAAAUGGAAAGCAGAGUUCAAUUCAGUCUAGUUUGAAUGAGAGAGCUUAAUUGGCAUGGAUCCAGAAAUGAAUUACGAAGACAUGGCUAGGUCCUCAGAGGCGAAGACCAACAAUGGGCUUGAAUAUGUCUUCGGCAAGUUGACCAACACUUGAGCCUCUUUUUUUUUUUUCUUUUUUUGAAUAUUUGGCUUUAUGAUUUAAAUUGCCCGUGAAAUAAGAAUCUUACACCCUUCAUCUUC